CAGAGCCAUUAGUGUCCAUAUUUCCUUCUCAGAGGUUGACGUGAACGGUUUUUUCCCCAGUCGGAAGCUGGUAAUUUCGGUAACUCCGAUAUGACAUGACGCAGCAUUAAAGAGAGUUUGACACACACUCUCUCUGUCUCUUUCUCUUCCCACAACUACAAAGGCCGGCAGUGAUUUAUUUCGUCCCGGAACAAGUGAAAGCUCCGCUGUACUACUGUACUGUACUACAGGUGCAGUGAUUGAAUCUGCUUUGUGGGGGAUUACCACCACAGUGACCCACAACAGGGGAGGGACAGGGACUGCGAUGGGGGGGUGCUGGCAGCGGUGUCAGCGCGCUUGCACGUGCUGCCUGACAGAGCAGGAGAUUAAGGACAUCGAGGUGGACCGGGAGAUACAGAGAAUUCUUAAGCAACAGAAGAAGCGAGAGCGGAAGGAAAUAAAAGUACUUCUACUGGGGACUGGGGAGAGCGGGAAGACCACCUUCAUAAAGCAGAUGCGAAUCAUCCACGGAGAGGGUUACUCCGAGGAGAACCGGCGGGCCUUCGCCAAGCUGGUCUUCCAGAACAUCUUCACUGCCAUCAAAGCCCUCACCAACGCCAUGACCACCCUCAACAUCGCCUACGGAACGGCUGAGAACCAGCUGUACUCUCAGUGGAUCCAGGACGUGAAGCCGCAGCAGGUCUCCACGCUGGAAGCCCGGCACGCCGACGCCAUCCGCCGGCUCUGGAGCGACGCGGGCAUCAGGGCCUGCUACAGCCGCCGCCGCGAGUUCCAGCUGCUGGACUCCACCGAGUACUACAUGAACAAUCUUGAGUGCAUAGCGGCUCCAGGCUACGUCCCCACGAACCAGGACGUGCUACGGGUUCGAGUUCCCACCACAGGCAUCAUCGACUACUCCUUCACCGUUGAGAAAAUCUCUCUCAGGAUCGUGGACGUCGGGGGUCAGAGGUCGGAGCGCAGGAAGUGGAUCCACUGUUUCGAGAACGUGACGUCCCUCAUCUUCCUGGCCUCCCUGAGCGAGUACGACCAGGUCCUGGAAGAGAAGGAGACAGAUAACCGCAUGGAGGAGAGCAAGGCUCUGUUCUACACCACGGUCCACUCCCCCUGGUUCGGCCGUUCCUCCAUCAUCCUCUUCCUCAACAAGAUGGACAUCCUGGCCGAGAAGAUCCAGACGUCAGACCUCCAGAUCUACUACCCCGGCUUCAAAGGCAAGAAACGAGACGCCGACAACGCCAUGAAGUUCAUCGAGACCAUGUACCUGGAGCUGGCCAAGGACCGGGUGAGCCACGAGAACGUGAAGAAGCCCGUGUACACGCACUUCACCUGCGCCACCGACACGCAGAACAUCGAGCGCGUCUUCACCGACGUCAAGAACACGGUCCUCCUGGAGGCCCUGAGCCAGUUCAACCUGUACUGAGCGCCCCCCCCCCCCCCUCCCCCAGACGUCUGAGCUCAACCCUGGGGAGGGGAGGGAGGGGGUUGAUGCACCGGGAUGCUGCAGUGCUCACCUCUCCUCCGUUCUGCCCCGAGGUUUGGGAGGAACCGCUUUCAGAUGCGACCCGGAGUGUAAAACUGUGUGACUGGGGUUGGAGUGGGGGCAAAGGGCGAAGGGCAAAGGGCGAAGGGCAAAUGUUUUUCUGUGUGUGUGUGUUUUUUUUUUUUCUCUCGCUCCCCACUGGGAUCUCUCAGUAAAUGACACCAAGCGUUUGGGAGCUUGCACAUCUCUGCCAGAGUACCCACAAUUCCUCUGCACUGGGACAGCAUCAGUGUUGGGUGUGGGGCUCUACGUUUUUCUGUGCAGGAUUUCAUCUGGCUGAGAAGAACAAAACGCAACCUUGUCCUGCAUCCAAUCAGUCUUGUUUGUGUGUGUGUGUGUGUGUGUGUGUGUAUGUGUGUGUGUGUGUGUGUGUGUGUGAUUUGUGUCCCAAAAUGGAGCUGCUUUCAUACACAUACCUGAGGGCCCCCCUAUUCAGAGAGACCAGGAGCCUGUUCCACAGAGCAGGUUUACUGAGUUACCUAAAUAACCACACAGACUAAAACCCAGAACAGAACUUUUUACUUCAGUCCACGUUCCAGAUUUCACGGGCAUCCGCUAACUCAGUAACCCUGCUUUGUGGGUUUUACUCAGUGCAGUUAUCCAGCUAACUCAGUAAUCCUGCUUUGUGGGUUUUACUCAGUGCAGUUAUCCAACUAACUCAGUAAUCCUGCUUUGUGGGUUUUACACAGUGCAGUUAUCCAGCUAACUCAGUAAUCUUGCUUUGGGGGUUUUACUCAGUGCAGUUAUCCAGCUAACUCAGUAAUCUUGCUUUGGGGGUUUUACUCAGUGCAGUUAUCCAGCUAACUCAGUAAUCCUGCUUUGUUGGUUUUACUCAGUGCAGUUAUCCAGUUUACUCAGUAAUCCUGCUCUGUGGGUUUUAAUCAGUGCGGUUAUCCAGCUAACUCAGUAAUCCUGCUUUGUGAAACAGGGCCCAGGUUUACCUCACAGCCUACAGAACAACAAUAACAAUUACUCCAAACUGCAAUUCUUCAUUAUAGUACACAAUCCAUACCCAUCAAGAAUAAUUAUAAUAUGCUGUGUGUCGCCUGGCAUGUUAUGGAAAUGCCAUGCUGAUCUCUGACCAAACCAUAUGCCCCUGUGUGAUUACAAAAAAGGUUGUUUGGGAUUUUUAUUUUAUUUUAUUAAUUGUUUUUUGGGGGGGUAAUGCUCAUGAUGUUUAGGGUAAUGCUGAAAUCACUGUGUACUAGAAUCAGGGCUGGGGGGGCGGCAUGGAAAAUCUAAAAUAUGUGCCCAUGUGAAGAAAAUAGUAUACAAAAUAUACUUGAAGCAUAAUUAUAUCAACUUGAAUUAUACUUCCAGUAUUCUGAGGCAUAAAAUAUGUACUUCAGGUGGUGUACUUAAGCAUACGAUUUUUCCCCCAUGGAUAAUGUGGGCAGAUAAUACACAUGGAAAAUACAUCUUACAGACAGUAUAUAUAGAGUGCGUUACGUAAGUAUUUGGACAAUGACACAAUUUGUUUUGUUGUGUUGUGUUGUUUUGGCCCUGGUCUUGAAAUGAAACCCUGAGUAUGAGGUUAAAGUGUAGACAGUUCGCCUUUGAAUCGAAGUUGCUGACAUCCAUUUUGGGGUGACCGUUUUUGGGGAUUACAUCGCUUUCGAUAAAAUAGCAAAUAGGACCAAAAGUACUGGAUGAAUCUUAAAUAAAGUCACGUUUAGAA
Messenger RNA from Conger conger (European conger), 3215 nucleotides. RefSeq names its product guanine nucleotide-binding protein subunit alpha-11-like. NCBI's taxonomy places the organism in Eukaryota, Metazoa, Chordata, Actinopteri, Anguilliformes, Congridae. The record is from RefSeq and is a predicted model, not a curated record. Gene Ontology annotation, biological process: adenylate cyclase-modulating G protein-coupled receptor signaling pathway; phospholipase C-activating dopamine receptor signaling pathway; action potential. Gene Ontology annotation, molecular function: G-protein beta/gamma-subunit complex binding; GTPase activity; guanyl nucleotide binding. The coding region runs from base 305 to 1417 and encodes 370 amino acids. The transcript has 9 exons. Gene Ontology annotation, cellular component: heterotrimeric G-protein complex.